CACCAUGGGCUCAGGUUCCCCCCAGAAUCGAGGCCUUCGGCCAUCCCGUCCCACAUGCUCAACGGCAGCUCCCCACUACAAUUAUCCUCGUCGCCGGGCAGUGGCACCCGUGUCCGGGAUGCUCGUGAGCGGGAGGUCCUCAAUACUUCCAUCAGGUCUUCGUUCGCUCCUCGCAUCCCGGCUGGAUUUCAACCGGCCGAAGAAGGCAGCGAGUCGAACGUGGCGGGGUCGUCCCCUGCUACAGAUUCCACCCCCGUUGUCGGCGACACUGUUGCAGCUCCCCACGGUGCCUUGUCGUUGCGUGGCCGACCCAGUUUGAACGACCCUCCCCGCGACCCCCGUGACGAAGGCGGACCAUUGACUCCGCCGGCUACGGCGAGCCGUCCUGCUAGCCCCUAUACUCUGAACCCACCAAUUGACUUUGACGGACUCAGCUGGCCUUGUCCUGGAACCAGACAGCGCCUGGAGUCAACCCCAGAAGAGAACGAACAGCGGAUCCAGAAGCUUGCGGGUGCUGUGCGGACAAUUCUGGAAUGUGUUGGCGAAGAUCCAGAGCGCGAGGGCCUACGUGAGACCCCAGAGCGCUAUGCCAAAGCCAUGUUGUAUUUCACGAAGGGCUACGAGGAGAACGUGCGGGACCUUGUCAACGGUGCUGUUUUCCACGAGGACCACGAUGAGCUUGUUAUUGUCAAGGACAUCGACGUUUUCUCCCUCUGUGAACACCACAUGGUACCGUUUACCGGAAAGAUGCAUAUCGGAUACAUCCCGGAUCGCCGCGUCCUUGGCCUUUCCAAAUUGGCUCGUUUGGCUGAGAUGUUCUCCCGCCGAUUGCAAGUCCAGGAGCGCUUGACAAAGCAGGUUGCUCUGGCCAUUUCUGAAGUUCUGAAACCUCGUGGUGUUGGCGUUGUCAUGGAAUCCUCCCAUCUUUGCAUGGUGAUGCGCGGCGUGCAAAAGACCGGCAGCACCACAACCACUAGCUGCAUGUUAGGCUGUAUGCGGUCCAGUGCUAAGACUAGAGAAGAAUUCUUGGCUUUGUUGCAUCGGAGAUAA
This is a messenger RNA of Penicillium argentinense, 1050 nucleotides long. Its product is annotated as GTP cyclohydrolase I. Gene Ontology annotation, molecular function: zinc ion binding; GTP cyclohydrolase I activity; GTP binding. The annotation marks the transcript as partial. Lineage: Eukaryota; Fungi; Ascomycota; Eurotiomycetes; Eurotiales; Aspergillaceae. The record is from RefSeq and is a predicted model, not a curated record. Gene Ontology annotation, biological process: tetrahydrofolate biosynthetic process; tetrahydrobiopterin biosynthetic process. Gene Ontology annotation, cellular component: cytoplasm. The transcript has 4 exons.